Molecule: messenger RNA, 1413 nt
Organism: Misgurnus anguillicaudatus (oriental weatherfish)
Lineage: Eukaryota; Metazoa; Chordata; Actinopteri; Cypriniformes; Cobitidae
Gene: stoml2
Product: stomatin (EPB72)-like 2
Biological process (GO): mitochondrion organization
Cellular component (GO): mitochondrion; membrane
Source: RefSeq, a predicted model, not a curated record
CGACGUCUAUUGUAGACGGACGGUCAUGGUGGUGUAACUUUUAUUUCCGCAGCUGCAAGAGGGUCACGUUUGUAGUAAAAACCUGGGAAGAGUUCAUUCAUUUCUUGUAAACCACUUCAGCAACUGUUUUCAUAAGGAUUGAAGAUGCUGAGAACGGUGGUGUGCCGGGCAGGCAGCGGUCUUUUAAAGCAUUCACGGCAAACCGUGCCAGCGUUUUGGGGCACUCGAGCCCAACAGCGAUGGGCUUCCAGCCUCCCGAUGAACACAGUUAUUCUGUUCGUACCCCAGCAGGAAGCUUGGGUAGUGGAAAGAAUGGGGCGCUUCCACCGAAUCCUGGAACCGGGUCUUAACUUCUUAAUCCCAAUCUUGGACAGAGUUAAAUAUGUUCAAAGCCUCAAAGAAAUCGUCAUCGAUGUGCCAGAACAGUCAGCAGUUUCCCUCGACAAUGUGACACUACAGAUAGAUGGAGUUCUGUAUCUCAGGAUACUGGACCCUUUUAAGGCCAGCUAUGGAGUGGAAGACCCAGAAUAUGCCGUUACUCAGCUGGCACAAACCACAAUGAGAUCAGAAUUGGGAAAACUCACCCUUGACAAAGUGUUUAGGGAAAGAGAGUCCUUGAACGCCAAUAUGGUCCACUCUAUAAACCAGGCGUCAGAUGAAUGGGGGAUCCGAUGUCUUCGUUACGAGAUCAAAGACAUUCAUGUCCCUCCGCGGGUUAAAGAGUCUAUGCAAAUGCAGGUUGAGGCAGAGCGGAGGAAGAGAGCCACUGUUCUGGAGUCAGAAGGAACCAGGGAGGCGGCUAUUAAUGUGGCAGAGGGUCGUAAGCAAGCUCAGAUCCUGGCAUCUGAGGGAGAGCGGGCUGAACAGAUCAACAAAGCAGCUGGUGAAGCAAAUGCUGUUUUGGCCAAAGCGGAAGCCAAAGCCAAAGCUAUCAAGCUGCUGUCUGAGGCGCUUACUCAACAGAAUGGAAACGCUGCAGCGUCUUUAACGGUGGCUGAACAGUACGUCUCCGCUUUCUCCAACCUGGCCAAAGAGUCCAACACAAUCCUACUGCCCUCAAAUACAGGAGAUAUCAGCAGCAUGGUUUCUCAGGCCAUGACUAUUUAUGGGAGUUUAGCUAAGACGCAAGGUCUGAGCACAGUGGAGAAGACGACCCCAGAGACGACAGAGAUGCUGUUGGACAGGAACGAUGCUUCUGAAAAUGAAACUAGACACAAUGUUUGAUUCAGAACCAGAUAAACGCAAGCUUAUGAAUUAUGGCACUUGGAUAUUAGAGACUGUACUUCAGAAGUUCUGGUAAUUGAAAAAAAGAUGUGAGAAGAUAAAUAAGGAUUUUACUGUGUGUGUGAUCUUCUGUUCCUCUGUUGUUUCCAUUAUAUUAAUAAUAAAUGUGGGAUAUUUUGUUUUUCCUUA